Messenger RNA from Schistosoma haematobium, 11040 nucleotides. RefSeq lists its product as uncharacterized. Gene Ontology annotation, biological process: ubiquitin-dependent protein catabolic process. Lineage: Eukaryota; Metazoa; Platyhelminthes; Trematoda; Strigeidida; Schistosomatidae. Gene Ontology annotation, cellular component: cytoskeleton. The transcript has 6 exons. Bases 282 to 1055 code for a protein of 257 amino acids. The record is from RefSeq and is a predicted model, not a curated record. Gene Ontology annotation, molecular function: ubiquitin-protein transferase activity.
UGGAAACAUAUUGCACAUUCAUACAACUAAAACCAGUUUCCCGAAGUUAAUUAGAAUUGAAAAUCAUGUAUCUUUUCAAAUCGCAGCAAUGCAUGCAUUAAAUCGACAAGACAAUAUCAUGUGAUUGUGUUUAAGUACAUCAGUUAGUUGGUCUUUUUGAGUAGCUGUUUUUAAAUCUUGUCCAACUUCAUGCGAUAUUUCUAUGCUUUCUAAGUUAUUAAACCGCGUUUCUACGAAGUUGUUACUGAAAAACACUUGGUACUACAUGCCAACUAGUACCAAUGGCGCUCCAGAAUUUGCACGAGCUUUACAAUAACAAGCGUCAUCCAAGUCGAAAUGGCGAUUCUGGAAGAAAUUCAACUACUCUUAUGUGUUACGUUACGCUUGCAAGUAGUCAGGUUUAUCAGGUUGAAGUCGAUCAUAAAGCAGAAUGUCAGGAAGUCAUAGAUAAAAUAUGUAAAUUGAUAGGGAUUACUGAAGAAGCUAGUUAUUUUGGUAUCCUGCUAGCAGGAUCGAGAAACGAAUUGUUUUGGCUUAACAGCAGAAACAGGUUAUCAAGGCAAAUUCCAGGGUCUCCUCCAUACCAUCUAUAUUUUAGAGUGAAGUAUUUUGUUCAACCAUCUACACUUCAACUCGAGGAAACCAGACAUCAGUUUUACACAAACGUCGUAUAUCAUCUAAAAAACGGAUCUUGGGACGCUGACACCACCCUGGAAACACAGUCACAAUUAAUUGCCCUCAUGGCAUACAUACAGUUUGGAAAUUACAACCCGAACACCACUCCAUGCAAGUAUGCUUGCUUUUGGCCCGAAUGUCGCAACGAAAUUCCACCAGAAGCUAUUCGUAUGGCUGCUGCUUUUCAUAAAGACUUAAAAGAUAUUACCGCUUCCCACGCAAAAUAUGAACUUUUGUCUAUAGUUUCACGAGAAUUUCCCUCAUAUGGAACAUAUUUCUAUGAUGUGAAGAAUAUAUUUGAUCGCAAGUUAUUGCUUGGUGUUGGUCCUAGUGAUAUUGUUUUGUGCAACUCUACUGGAGGCGUUAUCGAUCGACCAUAAACUAAAUCAUUUACCGAAUAACAGUGGCAUAAUCAUUGGUAUCAAACUCAAGCAUAAAAACACGUUUAUACCGUCACGUUUUGAGUAGAAAAUACAAAUGCAGACGUUAUGUGAAAAUUAUGGUUUUAUUUUGUGUGGCGCUUUUAGUCAAUAGUUUAGGAUGCAUCUCUUAAUAGGUUCUAAUUAUUUGGACACCUUUCUCAUCUGUAUUUCGUUCAGUUUGCUAAGGCUGUGUGUGGCUGAGUUUCGUCCCUUCCAAAUAGGUAAAUAUAUCCCUUUUUAUGUCCAUAAUUUUGCUUGUUAUGGAAACCUUCAAUUUUCUUAAGAUGGGUUCCAAAUCCUAUGGGUUCUUUAGAUUUUGUGAAUAAUUUACAAAUUGAGAAUUUAGUAUUUUUCAAAAUUAGUUGAUCUGUGAUCGACAUAUGUAAUACUAGAGAUGAAUAUUUGCUAAAAUUCAUCCUAUUGAGGCUACAAGAAUGAAAUCAUCGAUUAGGAUCCAUCUUGAACUAAAGAGAUAUACUACUGGUCCAAAUAAGUAGUUCAUAAACAACAUUACAUUUUAAGCUUUUGGUCGGAAUAAAUUGAACCACAAACAAUUGUUUGAUACAAUCACUCCAAUCCAGUCAUUAAAGGCCCUAGUGAGUUUGAGUAACACAAGGCAAAAUACUAUUCAACGUUUUAUUUUUGUAGCCUAAACAACAACUAUCGGGGUAUAAGUCUACUCCCGAUUGCAUCCAAAUUAUUGGCUACCAUCAGACUUCGCAUACUGUUCAAAACCCGGGAAAGAUUAGUUUUCGUUCUGGUCGAGGAUGUAAUAGUCUUCGCUCUUCGAUAAAUGUAGGCCGACAAUCGUUGUGUUUCUUGAUAUCAAGGUGACCUUCACUUCCUUGGACAGGACUGUCCUCUGGGAUUGUCUAUUGAAGAAGGGUGUGCUCAAGAAGCUUAUUAACAUUUUGAGGGCCAUAAAUGCAAAUACCUUAGUCAAAGUGAGGGCAUACAACCGUCUCUCUCUAUUUUUUUAUCCAAGCAAUGGGGUUAAGCAGGUUGCCCAGUCUCAUCAUUCCUGUUCAACCUUACCAUUAGUUGACGUUUUGAAAACAGCUCUGACGGAAAUCGACAAUGGUAGUGUAGAUGUGCUACCUGGAGAAAGAUUUUUGGACCUUGAGUAUGCGGAUGUUAUUUCCUUACUGUGCGAUGAUACUCAAGCCAUGCAAUUUGCACUUAUUCACUCGGCAAUCUGUGUUCGUAGGUAUCGCAUGUUCUCUGCACCCUCUAACCGUAAAGUACUUUUACAAACAUUUCAGUAGCCUGUGUUUGCAUUAACCCUUGGUAGUAAGCAGAUAGAAGCAGUCGAGAAGUUCAUGUAUCUAGGUAUCAGUGUACGUUCUAGCAGUGGUGUGAGUGACGAGACCAAUUCACGUGUAGUGAAGGCCAAAGAGGCUCAUACCAAUCUGUCCCAACCUUGGCACCUUCGUGGUAUUAGUCUGGCUGUAAAAGGCCGGAUUUAAAGAGCGUCAGGGAAAGCAGUUCUCUAUGCUUAGGAAUUCUAGCCUGUCCAUAUUUGAUCAUUGUUAACUCCUAAUGAUUGCCGACAUCCAGUGGCAACACCAUAUUAGUAAUACAGAGGUUCGACAAUGUGUAUUAGGGCACAGUGUCGACAUUUUAAGUGGCAUCACCAUGUUGAAUUACCGACCUCAAAGGCUUGGACAUGUCCUACGAAUGUCGUCCUAGCAAGCUCCACAACGUGGGUUAUUCUCCGGCUCUUGGGACUAGUUGGAAAAAGCGGAGAGGUGAUCAAUUUAUGAUAUGGUACUGUGUUAUGAAGGAAAACUGCACAGGAAUAUCAUCUGUUGGUCCUUCACGACUCCUUGAUUGGGUGUCCAAGAGACAAUGCAACACAGUGGCUUGAGAUGUUAUCAGACAUAGCUCAAAAUAGGAGCCAGUGGCGGUCCUGCUGUAAUUUCCUUUUACUUUAUUUAUGUAAGUGGGAGGAAGUCCUUCAAUCAAAUCAAUCUUUGAGAUGAUGGAGGAGACUUGUAGCCCAGGCGAAUGAUUUUGAUGUAGUUUUCUCUUCUGAGCUAGAUGGUUUGGUCUUGAAGCUUUCAUUGUCCUUCUGAACAACAUGAUCAGCAUAAACUUGUAUUUUGUGCUGAUAAUGUCGUUAAGAAGAACAAUGAAAGCUCCACGACCAAACCAUCCAGCUCAAAGAACAAAGCUCUAUCCAAAUUAAAUCACUCCUUUCUGCAUUACAUUUUUCUUAACUGAACCACUCUUCCCAUUAUUAUAAUAAUUAUUUUCACCCUCAUUCACCAAUUACUAUUCAUUUUGGUUGCAUUUUUCUUGUUACACUCACCUUCCUUUGUCUGUCUCUCCACAAUCUCACUUUUAUUAUGCGGCUUAUAUUUAUUUAUUUAUUUGAACACAUAAAUAUUGGUACAAGGGAGCACCAAAUAUAUAUGCGCCACACAAAGCAAUGAGAAUUCGAAGAGAACAAAAGAAGGUAACGAGCGCAAAAAAAAAGAACAAUGACGAACAGAUUAGUGUAAGAUAGUGUAAUAAUGGUAAUAAUGGGGGAAACGGAAAGGUACAACCAGGAGAAAUCUUUCAAUUAAGGAAGAUACAACCACUUUAUAUGAAGUAAAAGAAGGUUACAGCAGGAUCGCCACUGACUUCUAUUCUGAGCCAUAUCUGAUAAUGUCUCCAGCCACUGUGUAGCACCAUCUCUCAAACCUCAGCCAGAGAGUCGUGAAGGAUCAACAGAAGCCAGCCCUUUGCAGCUUCCUUCCAUACACUGACCAACUCUCCGCUUCUUCCAACCAGUCCCAGAGUCGACAAAUAAUGCACGACGUGGAAUUCUCUGGGACGACAUUCGUAGAACAUGUCCAAGCCACCGAAGUCGAUGUUUCAAGACGGUGACAUCAAUUGGAUUACCGUCUCUGCACCCGAACACACGAUGCCGAACCUCGGCAUUGCUACUAGCAUGGUGUUGCCACUGGAUGUCAGCAAUCCUUCGGAGACAACGAUGAUCAAACACAGAGAGUCGUCUAACGCCCUCAACUCAGAGAGGCCAGGUUUCACAAGCAUAGAGCAAAACUGCUCUCACCGACGCGUUGUAGAUCCGACCUUUUACAGCCAGACUAACAUCACGAAGGCGCCAAAGAUGACCCAGAUUGGCAUAAGCCGCUCUGGCUUUCACUAUACGUGCAUUGAUCUCAUCACUCACGCCACCACCAGCACUUAUGCAGCUAUCUAGGUAAACGAACUUCUCGACUACUUCUAUCUGCUCACCAUUCAGGGUGAAUACAAGAUUAGAAUCCUGCCAGUCUUGUAGAAGUACUUUGCACUUCGAAGGUGCAAAGCUCAUACCGUACCUGCGGACACUGAUCGCCAACUGAUUAAGUGCGUAUUGCAUGGCUUGGGCAUUAUCGCACAGUAAGACUAUCAUCCGCAUGCUCAAGGUGACCAGCGAUUGGUUCAUACGCCAUUCGUUCCCGCAGGAUACUGGAACCCAUGUGCAUCAUUGGUUUGGGAUCCGAUUAAAGUGCCGGACAUUCGCUUUUCAUCCUCUCAUUUUCGUAAACAACACCGCUGCGAGGAGGCAGUGAGUAGGACUUCCCUGACAGAGGCUGUAUACGCGUGGCCGUGUGAGAGCAUUUCGAGAGAGAGGGCGGGCCCAACCCACUCUCGGCCAUACCAGUGCAUUUGGGGGCCUUAUAUUUUUUUGAUGCCUAUUUGUACCAAUAUGUAUGUGUCUGAACUUAUGAAUAAAUAAGUAACAAUAACUUAUACGAAGGUUGUUAUAUCAAGGUGUUAUACCUACCAUCAGAUAUGCUAUUCUGUCGCACGUACUAUCGAUUCAUACUGUCAUGAAUUGUAUAUUUGCACUAUAAUAUGCUUGUGCUUUCUCUCCUUUUAAAAAAAUAGCUUUCCGUUUUGUCGAGUACACACAAUCACAAACAGCGCACGAGUUGUUACUUUAAAUUUGCUUGAAGAAGAUGGCAGUGUUAAAGGACAAAAUUAUCAAUUAUCAUCAACUCGUUUAGCUUAUUCCCUUUAUCGUACAAUUACUGAAGUUCAUGCUUUUUUUCAAAGUGAUUCAAUUAAACAAUCUUUAAUUGAACAAACUGUGCGAGAAUCAUUUACUUCAAUGUUUGAUCAUAAUGGUAAAGAAUAUGCGUUCGAUCUCCGAUAUACAUUUUUGGAAGUGUAUGAUCGUGCCAGACGACAUAUGUAUCAUUGCACAAGUAACACUACUAAUCCUAUACCUACAUGUGGAUCACAUGGUCUAACACAACGUACAAGAAGUUUAAGUGGCUCUGUGAAUUCUGUUAUACAUGGUGAUAACAUUUCAACAAGUAGCUUAGAAGCUAUCCACAAGACUGAAGAUUCUCGAGGAAAGCAAGACUCAUCAAGCCUGGCUGAAUCAGUCGUUAGUGUUGAGCCUUUGGCUAUAUCACAUGUUUACUGAAAACAUUGUUAUUAAAUGUCGGUAUUAUGUAGUUUUCGUUUGUUGUUUUUUUUUAAUUCACAAUGUUUUUUCUCUAUCCCUAAUUUUACUCAAUUAAAUGGCUAUUAUCGAAUGAACCUUCAAUUUAUGUAUUAUGAGUGAUUUUAUUUUAAUUUGAUUUUAAAGCAUGAAAGUUGAUUCUUCUGGACUAAAUAAUUUAGCUGAUUAUUUAUAUUUACCUAAGAUGAUUAGUAGUUUUUCUUAAUUUGUUUGUAAUGAUUUUUAUUAAAAGGAAGUUAUUACGAUGGUUAAACAUAUACUAAAAGAUCUAUAAACUAAUUCUUUGUCCAAUAUCCUCUGCUGCCAAAUAAAUCUUAUCUAUAUUUCAACUAUUUAUUCUCAGAAAGGAGUUUUGUGGACGCGCACUGCUGAGGAGUUCCAUUUUAGGACGAAAUGGCCCUUCAGUGCUUUCACAUUUUUCAUGGUGGUCUAGCUUUAACUGACUCAUGAUUUCAACUAUUCAACUAUUUAUUAGUUUGUUUAAAUUACAUUUUUUUUAAAAACAUGAACUAUAUUCACAAUUGAUCAUCUUAGACAAUCGUCAUCUAAUAAUCAUAGAAUAAUGAAAGAUUAUUUUUUUAUCUUUGCUUGACUUUUGAUUAUUUAUCCUAUGUGCAUGGUCCUUUCUCAUAUAUAAUUUACCGUCCAGUUAGAUAUUUCAGUGGUAAAAUAGUCAAUUUACUUCAAGAAAAUCCUUUUGUUACCUUGUAGCCUCUACCUUUGAUCAACUCUGAUUAAGUGUUCUUUCAUUUCUUACUCAAUAUUAAUUAAAAGAAUACAUCACUAAGUAUAUUUUACUGAAUAGUUGCUAACACAAAUAACCAGUUAAAUAUUGUUUAUCUAAUAGGAUUCAAAGAAAAUUUUCUAAUUUCUUUCUUUCGUGAUAUAAUGAAACUAAAAUUAUUUUUAGCUUUAUCUAUUGUAUUUACCUUAAUUUCUACCCUCUUAUAAACUUUGUUUGGGAUAUCCAUUUUUCUAAUUCAUUAGUUUAAACCAAAUAGUCUAGUAAUUAGUCUAUUUUUCUUCCCAAAUAACUAUGGAUAUUAUAAUCACGCGUCCAAUGCAUGAUAUUUUAAAAGCAAUGACCUUGACAAUUUCCUGAUCUUGUAUUUUCAUUGAUUUUCGUUUUCAGAGAAAAAAAUGUAUUGAUCGGGUAGUUUAUUUGUAAAUCGUGUUUUUCGGUUAGUAUUUAUUCAAUGAGAAAAAUUCUUAAUAUUAUCCAUUGUCAUGAAAAGAAUAUACUAUAUACAUGAUUAAAUAUUAAGCAUAUUUCCAUGCCUUAAAUUCGUCUAUUCAUUUCGUAUGAAUUCAAAGCUUAACGUCUGUUAUUUAUGUACUUCUUCUGUUAGCCAAUAAACAUGAUUAGCCUUGUCGUUCUUUACAAGUAUGAACUGUUAUUAAUGUAUUGAUGAAUAAAAAAUAGCAUAGUGUCUUCAUAAAAUAUGAAAUACUUCAUUUGCACAUUUUCCAUUAAUUAUCUCUUCCAAAUUCCAUCGUUCCUCCAUUCUUGUUGUUGUUACAAUUACACUCGGUUUACAUUCCUAUCCUCUUCAGUUCGAUCUUCUCAACCUUCUACUGUUAGGCAUUCUGCUUCUGAUUGGUGUUACAUACCAAUUAUAUCUGUCAACAUAAGUAGCAUAUACUACAGUAUAAGUAAUUUUCACAUUACCAACUAUAGUGAUACACAGUAGGUAAAUAUGUUUUAUUCAUUUUAUUGGAUUACCCACUUGUCCAACAUUCUGCUGAUCUCCGUCAGUACAGUUUAAGUGAUUAUCACCUUAAACAAAGAUGUAACGUAAUUGAAUAUCUUAAGCAGUUCAGUUAUGGUCAGUCUAUUUGCCUCAUUGAGGCAAAAUAUAAAAAAAGGAUGAAUGAUAAGUUUGGGUUAUUUUUUUAUUGAUUGCUUUUCCGUUAACUUAUUAUUCUGUACUGACUUGUCGAGUAUCUUAUUCCACUCAAUAAUUUUCUUAACCACCCUCAAACUACCUUUUAUAUUAAAAGUUGUCAGUCCUGUUUGGAAUCGCUUAGUGGUAACAUCUUUGUCGUGGACUUUGGUUGAGCUGGGCUCGAAACUUUAAAAAUAACAACAGUUUUAUUAAGACUAUAAACAAGUUUAUUUGAAGAGUACCAACUUGUGCAAAACAUGGUUACGAAGCCUCCUGUUGAUUACUUCCAUGCAUCUGAGUUUUAUACGGAUAUGCUCUUUUAAUGAAAAUGUGCUGUUUUCUUCAGAAGUCGCCUUUUUUUCGUCGGCCUAUCGGUAACUUUGAAUAAAUAUAGCACUUAAAACUGGUUCUCCUACUGUUUGUGAAAUGUUUCUUCCAUAUUAAGUAUGGUUUUGUUAGCAAGUAUCCAUAAUUUAGUUUAUUCACCAUAAAUUGUGUUGUAUUUUGAUCUGAGAUUUUCUAAUUUUGCAUACUUUUGUUUUGAUUGAUAUCGACAGUGAAAGUAAUCAACAAAAUUAUGUGGUAACACCUAUCCAACAUAAAACUGUUAUCUUUUGGCAAUCGACCAACGUCUACAUCAAUUAACUAAUAUGUAACCACAAUUUCAUUCAUUGUCAAGUUAAUAGGGGAAAGAUAAAUUCACCAAAAUAUAUCUGAUAUACUAUCGGUUAUAUUAAAUAACUUACCUAUAUGGGCAGCGUUUUUAUUCAAAGUCUGCAGUAUAUUCAAGUUGUAGUGUCGGUUACUAUGUUAAGCCCAUAUUACUUAUUCUAGUUUCUGGACAGGCCAAUCUAUUCAUCAUUCUUCCUGAGUCACGUGUUGACCUUGUUAAUUGUUCACUUGUCAAUCCUGACUGUUUUUAUGUGAGAGUGUGCGUGUGUACAUCUUAUCCUACCCAUCACAUGUCUGUAGCUUAUUUUGUACGACGAUAAAUAUUGGUUAACGCUUGAUUAAAUCAAGUCGACUCACACGCCUUCUCCACUGCGCGUCCCUUCGUUUCACUUCGCUCUCUCUUCUUCGUUUCAUUCGCUGCGAUUCUCUGAUUGUCUGUUCCGAUCAACGAGUGUACAAAACAUACAUAUUCAAACAUCCAUUCUCGUAUUUAAUUCCGUUAUUCACCAAUGCGAUUUAAGUUGAUAACUAUAUAAGAGGAUUGAAGAUAUGUAUAUUAUCAAUAGCAAUCAUUUGUACGAUCUAACGGGAGUCAGAUAAGAGGCCACUAAAAAGUAAGUAAAUAUUUUCUUAACUGGCUAUCUUUUUUUUCUCGCAUUCCUGACAAUACCUUCGGAUCAGUAUGAUGUUAUUAAUAAUUAACUGCAACAAAAUAUAACGUCUUCUUACUUUAUUGGAUUUCGAUUUUCUAUACUAUAUAACAAAGAUUCAAUUUUUGUUCCUUCAACUCCUUACUUCCAACCUCAGUGAACUUGAUAUAGUGAUAAAAAGAAGUCUUUGUUUUUAUUGUUAAUUUAGUAACAAUUAAUUUAGCAUUUUGUUAGGUUUCCGAAAAUACAUCGCUUAUUAUAGUAAUUUUAUGUGAAAUUCAGUAAUAAAUACUUCAUAUGUUUAUAUGCUCUAUUGUGCAUUACGUUUGUUUUAGGAAGUUCAAGAGAUAGUCCAGGAAACUUUGCGUGAAGUAGCACUCUGUCGUGUUUGUAUGGACCAACCAAUAUCACGUGUUUUCUUUCCAUGUGGUCAUACAAUAUGCUGCAGCAUAUGCGCCGAUCGUGUAGAUCAAUGUCCUGUGUGUCGUAAAAGUAUUGAAAUCAGGCAUCCAUGCUAUUUACCUUGGAAUACAGAAUCAAAUAGUGAAGAGGUUUGUCUUCUUCCUAGCUGUACAUUUAAAGAUGUAAGUGAUCGAUUUAAGUCUCAUAGACACUCACGUCACCAUAAAAACAAUACCACAUCAGAUUCAGCUUUGCAUGAAACAGCAUCAGCACCUUCCUGUCAAUUAUCAUCUUUUAUCCACGAAAUUUCAAAAACAUCUGAUCGUUCAAGUAGCCUUAAUCAGUCCACACCAACUAGCGUUCCUCAUUUAUCCAUAAGCAAUCAAUCCGAUGUCACUUUCUUUUCAAGAGCAUCUUCAUCAAUAUCUGGUGAAAAGCCUUGUGGAGUUUCUACAAUGACUGCUUCAACCUCAGGAAAUUCGGUUCCUUUACUAGUUACAUCUUCAAACAAUCCUAGAAGUCAUGAAGCCGAGAAAUCUGUUAGUACUACGCGUCGUGUUACAUGGCAAACAGAAGAUUAGCGAUGCUUAGUAGUACUUACGCAUUAUACAGUGUGCACAAUAUUUGUAUAAAUUAUUUUAUUUUUCGGUGAUAUCAAAGAAAACCAUUCACAAUAACCUGAAUUUGUUUCUAAAUAAAGACUCACUUUUAUUCCUAUUUAGCUUGGCUUUUUCCUUUCUUUUUAAACUACAAAGUUUGUCGUCAAACGGUGCAAUUUGUUCUCUUUUUAAAAAAAAACAACCUUUUUUGUUACUUUUCUCCUUUGUUCUCUACAUUGUAUCAUAUAAAUUUAUAUUUGUAUUCUUCAGUCUUUCAAAAUUCAUGUAGUUUUUUCAAACUCCCCUUAUGUAUUAAAUUCAAACAUUUAUGUAUUUGUAUACCAAAGAUUUUCAGUGUAACCUGAAAAGAGAAGGAAUUUAUUUUUAUUUACUUACUACAACCAUAAAUCCGUAUAUAUAUUGUUCUGACCAUCAUAUAUGUACAUAUAUAUUUACACACGCAUAUAUUUAUGAUUAACUACAGCAGCUCAUGUUCAACUGAUCUCAACAAUAUAUCACAGAUCUAUACAUGUAUAUGUUAUCUUGUUUAUGAAUUUAAUAUUGCUUUAUUUCUUAAUCUCAUUGCAUAACCUAUCAUUCAUUUAAACCUUUUGAUCAAUGUGACACGGUUUCAAUUCAUGAAGAAAAAAAGAACCCUUUUUUGAAUAUAAUAAAUAUUGUACAGAAAUAUGUAUUUAUAUACAUAACUUUUAUUACUGUUGUUAUCAUUAUUAUUAUUAUCAAGUCAUUUGUGACGUUUACUGCCUCACAGAAAAAAACAAACAUAUUUUGGUCACUCUUUACUGGUAUUCAAUUUCUUUUUAAUUGUGAAAAGCAUUAUCACUAGUUAUCCAUAAAUUUCAAGUUUAUAUCUUACAUCUUAUUACUUAAUUUUUGUCUCGCUUGAUAUGUGUAUGUAUAAUAAAACCACAAUUUUAUUUAUAUAGAUUUGAAGAGUAAAUGUUCAAUCUUAAUUGUUUCAAAAUUAUUUCCGUUUAAGGAGGACGUAUAGUCAAUUCCUGAAAGUCUUUUCUUAUAGUUACCUUUAAGGUCUUUUAAUAUAGUUUAGGAAACUAGUGUAAAUUCAAUAGUUUUAUGACGAUUCAAAGACCAGUUUUCUCUUAGGUAUGAGUGAGUACAUAACUAUGGACUUGAAUGACUAUUGACUCUGCUGUAUAACAGCUUAGCAUACAACAUGAGUUUCCCAAAUCUAAACUUAUCUGAACAAAACUUUAAUCACUAAGUUACAAUUUAUUUCUUAGCUAAAGU